UGUCAUACCCAGCGACGGGGUCUACCACACCUCCUCACUAGUGUAAAGUUUCUGUCUCUUCCUCGCUCACAGUUGCUCUGAGAAUUUUCCGAAAUCACUCCUAAGCUGGGACUCCUUGCUAUAAUUUUUUUUAGGCCAAGUUAGAAGCUCUGUGAGAGUAUUCUCUGAAUGUUUGUGGGUACGGCCCCUGGAAGGCCGUGUCCUGCUCUCUGACCGUUCCCGUAAUAAACACAAGGUGGCGACACAUGGCUAAUCAGAGCCAUGUGGCUCAUGUGGGCGCAAUAGUCAGUGAAGUUUGUAGGAAGGAUUGCGCUCAGUGCGGGAGACAGACAGAGAGGGGCAAAGUGAACUGCGCUCCAGCGAGGAGGAAAGAGACAGAAACCAGGAGAGACGGAGACAACUUCUCUUCCAGACCCUCAUAUAUUUACCCAGAGUGUUUUGGUGCGCUUGGAAAGAGCGGCGGAGUAUAGCGCACAAGUUGCCAACGCACUGUAUUUUGAGUCGUUCACUUUUUGGAAGGGCUCGAAAUUAAAUUUUGAGUGUAGUGGAUGUUAAAAGCGGGCGAAGGUUGAACACAGAGCCGGAGGAAUGUAUCCAACUCGGGCAGCAGCGAGCCAGCGUCUCUGGAGAUGUCCAGCCUGCGCUCUCUGGAUCGCCCUGCUUCUCCACAGCGUCCUGUACCUGAGCGCGUCUGGGUCUGAGUUUCCCCAAGACCCCAGUGUGCUAGCUGCCACCUCAUGGAACACCUCUAGUGAUGGGUCCUUCUUUAUCCGUCUUGAUGCUCCUAUGAACAACAUCACCACCUCUCUGGGCCAAACAGCUGAGCUCCUCUGCCGCGUGUCUGGCAACCCGCAGCCCACCGUGCGCUGGCUGAAGAAUGACGCCCCUGUGGUACAGGAGCCACGACGGGUCUCCUACAGGUCCACGCCGUUUGGAUCACGCCUCCGCAUCCGCAACCUGGACACCACCGACACGGGCUACUUCCAGUGUGUAGCCACCAACACCCAGGGUACAGUGUCCACGACAGGUGUGCUGUUCGUCAAAUUUGAUCCACUCCCUACACCUCUUGCAGGAAGGCCAACGGAUGAUUUCGAUGAAGAGGGAUUCUGCCAGCCGUACAGAGGCAUCGCCUGCGCCCGCUUCAUCGGUAACCGCAGCAUCUUCGUGGACUCGUUGCAGAUGCAGGGCGAGAUCGAGACCCAGAUCACAGCGGCCUUCACCAUGAUCGGGACAUCCAACCACUUGUCCGAUCGUUGCUCCCAGUUUGCCAUCCCUUCCCUCUGCCACUUCGCCUUCCCGACUUGUGACCGCAGCACGGGAACCGACAAACCUCGGGACCUGUGUAAGGACGAGUGUGAGAUCCUGGAGAACGACUUGUGCAAGACGGAGUACAUCAUCGCCCGCUCAAACCCCAUUAUACUGAAAAGACUGAAGCUGCCAAACUGUGACGACCUGGCUGCCUUUGACAGCCCGGAGGCCGCCAACUGUCUGAGGAUCGGCAUCCCCAUGGCCGAGCCCAUUAACAAGAAUCACAAGUGUUACAAUAACAGCGGGACAGACUACCGCGGGACCAUCAGUAUGACUAAGUCGGGGCGUCAGUGUCAGCCGUGGAACUCCCAGUAUCCCCACAGCCACACCUUCCUGGCAGUCCGCUACCCAGAGCUGAAUGGGGGACAUUCGUACUGCCGCAACCCAGGGAACAAAAACGAGGCCCCCUGGUGCUUCACGCUGGACGAGGGGGUCCGCACGGAGCUCUGCGACAUACCUAUCUGUGACCAUAAGGACAAGUCUGGCGGCAGCAACAUGGAGAUCUUGUACAUCCUGGUUCCCAGUGUGGCGAUCCCCUUAGCCAUCGCCUUGCUCUUCUUCUUUAUUUGCGUGUGCCGCAACAACCAGAAGUCCUCCAGACCUCCUGCACCCCGCCAACCCAAACCAGUCCGUGGACAAAACGUUGAGAUGUCCAUGCUCACAACUGCGUACAAGCCCAAGAGUAAGGCUAAAGAGCUUCCCCUGUCGGCUGUGCGUUUCAUGGAGGAGCUCGGAGAGUGCACUUUAGGGAAGAUCUACAAGGGUCACUUGUACCUGCCAGGCAUGGACCAGGCACAGCUUGUGGCCAUAAAGACCCUGAAGGAUAUCUCCAGCACGCAGCAGUGGGGUGACUUCCAGCAGGAGGCCGCAGUGCUGACAGAGCUACAACACCCCAACGUGGUGUGCCUUCUGGGUGUGGUAACCCAGGAGCAGCCGGUCUGUAUGCUGUUUGAGUUUCUUCCUCAAGGCGACCUCCACGAGUUCCUCAUCAUGCGUUCACCACACUCUGACGUUGGCUGCAGCAGUGACGAGGAUGGUACAGUUAAAUCCAGCCUGGAUCAUGGCGACUUCCUGCACAUGUCCAUACAGGUGGCUGCCGGGAUGGAGUACUUGGCCAGUCACUUCUACAUCCAUAAGGACCUUGCAGCACGGAACAUUCUGGUAGGCGAACAGCUGCACGUCAAAAUCUCUGACCUGGGCCUCUCCAGAGAGAUCUACUCCUCAGACUACUACUGCCUCCAGCCUAAAACCCUGCUGCCCAUCCGCUGGAUGCCCCCUGAGGCCAUCGCCUAUGGAAAGUUCACCACAGACUCAGACAUCUGGUCGUUCGGAGUGGUGCUGUGGGAGAUCUUCAGCUACGGCCUGCAGCCAUAUUACGGCUUCUCCAACCAGGAAGUGAUGGAGAUGGUGAGAAAGAGGCAGCUGCUGCCUUGCCCUGAGGACUGUCCACCGAGGUUUUAUGGUUUGAUGACUGAGUGCUGGCAGGAGGGACCUGGACGGCGACCACGAUUCAAGGACAUCCACGGCCGCCUGCGAGCCUGGGAGGGGCUGUCAUCUCACGCCAGCUCCAGCACGCCCUCCGGCGGUGGAGGCAACGCCACCACCCAGACCACCUCCCUCAGCGCCAGCCCCGUCAGCAACCUGAGCAACCCCCGUUACGCUGCCGCCACCGCUGCAGGGUACCUCUACCCGGCCCAGGCUAUUCCCUCAUCAGGCCAGAUGGCUCAGAUGCCAGCCUGGGCACCCAUGACUGUGCCCCAAACCCACCCGCGCUUUAUCCCCGUCAAUGGCUACCCCAUCCCGCCAGGAUACGCUGCUUUUCCUGCCCACUUCGCUCCCCCGGCCCCACCCACCAGAGUAAUCCAGCACCACCUGCCCCCUCCUAAAAGCCGCUCACCCAGCAGCGCCAGCGGCUCCACCAGCACGGGUCACGUCAGCGGCGUUCCCUCCACCACGGGCUCCAACCAUGAUGCCAACACGCCGCUGCUGUCUCACUGCAUCAUGCCGGGGAGCGGCGGAGGGCCGGCUCAGAUGUACGGACAACUAUCUCAGAAGCAGCUGGACCACGUGUCACAAACAUCAGCGCUGCUUGCUGCUGAUUCCGACGUACUGAUGUACAACGACUCAGUCAUCACCGCAGAUCUGUAGAUAAAUAGAGGGAUACUCACACUUUUUCAGCUCGGGACCCACAUUUGAGAAGUUUAGCCUCUCAUUAAGGGACCGGUCUAAGAAUUAUACUCUGGUCAUAUGGAGACUCAACAAACAGGCUUGUGAGAAACACUGCCGCAGCUACACAAGUAUACACACAGCUUUGUAAUGCCUUAUUGUUUAAAGCAAGUGUACUUACUAUCAUGGUUUGAAAAUGUUGUGUUAUUAUUUUAACCUCUCUGUAAAUACGGUACAUAAGUCCUGAAUGAAUGAAUGAAAUACAAAGAUAUAUAUUCAAGAGAACAUUUUAUUAAGGAAAAAAAAAAACUUUUAAGAUGAAAAAGUCCAUCUUGUGUCCUCUGACUGACAGGCAACUCAGCAAAAAGUUCCCUGUGUCAACAACCCGGUCUGUGGGCUGUUUCGUGCAGAAUCCUAAGGAGACAGUAACAUUCAUAUCAUGAGGUGCCUUUCAGCGUUGGUGUGACUUGCUUGUUGGUGGACAAAAAUGUGCUGUACAUUUGCUCGUACAGUAAAAACUACAUUUAUAAAGAACGGGAACAGCAGAUUGAACAAACCCGUGACCAACAUCGAACUACUCAAAAAACAACAGUUUGCAAGGCUUCAUGCAAGGUGUAGAGGUGACAUACCCUGCACUUUGGACCCUGAAGCUGACAGCCAACAGCUAUGUGACAGUUCCCCCAUAGAAGCAGUUGGAAUUGAAGCUAAAACAGAUUUGCUACAAGUGCUUUUAAGUGCAUCAUUUUCACACAAAAUUUCUUCGGACAUGACACCUGAAUGUUUUUUUUGCGCAGCCUCAAUGACUCAUCUGUGACAUUCAUCUUGCUCAAACCUCAGCGGAGAAACAGAGAAGCUGGGAGUUCUUAUGAUUGGAUAUUAAACUCUAUAUCAGACUUUUUAUCCUCCCUUCCUUCCUGGCUCUCAUACACCAAGACCCAUCAUGCCUCUCUCUCUCUUACUCUCACUUCUGCCCCUCCAAGCGGAUACAGCAUCUGACUUCAAAGCCGGCUGCAGCAGACCACCUACAGAUGUACAAAUGAAAGCACACAGCGCUCAUAUCCUCCACAGUUAAACUGGAUCGGUCUCAGGGCAAACACUUCAUUCAACACAUCAAUUUUACUGUCAGUAAUGUAAGCUGAAAUUUCAACUCUCACAAAAGAACAUUAUUUUUUAUUUUGAUGUAGAUCGGAUAUGACGUUUCGACAUAAUUUUUUUACAGGAGAGUGUUUUCAGUGUUUUGAAUUUUGAAGGAACUUAUAGAUUUCAGAGCUUGCAUUCAUGUGUCUUUGUCCUUUCCUCUCCUUCUUUCUGCAUCGAAUUGUACAAAAUAGAGCAUUUAAAGACAUGUAAGUACACAAAACAGAGAAGGCUCAUAGUAAACAGCACUACCUUUACGAAUUUUUUUUUUUUUUAUCAAGUUGUAUGCAUGGGUAUUUUUUUAAGGGCUCAGCCAGUACAUGAACAAGGUAAAUGCUAUGGAUGUCAUGUUAAACUUGCCUGAGGAGAAGAAUGUUUCACCUUAACAGGAUUCAUGUAGAAAGCUGGAGAGAAAUUGAAUCACUGUGUGCAGAGAGAUUUAUAUGUAUGGUAUGUUGCUUUAUUUGCUUCUGUAUCAGUAAGUGGAGCUGUUGUUUUUUUUUUAACAUCUGGCCCUGUGUGAUAUUAGUUUCUGUACACGCUGGACUUCCAUCAUGCAGAGAAGACACACAGGUUUACUCAAAAGAUACAAUCAGACACUUCUUAUGCCUUACUGCAGCUGUACUAACAUGUAGGUAAUCCCAACGAGGGCAGGUGCAGGUUUUAUAAGAAAAGAAAGACGUUUUUUUUUUGUGAGUCUCUCUCAUUAAAAGUGUAUUUAUAUUUCAUCAUGUCCAAUGUCCAGCAGCAGGUAACCGUAUGUGUGUAAAUGAUUCAUUCUCAGUCCUGUGAUCACACACAUGAUGCCUCAGCCAUCUUUUACUUUCUGCUGAUAGUUGAUUAGAAGCACAAGUGAAUGUGAAACUUUUCUUUUCUUUUCUUAUUGAUAAAAAAUCACAACUGCAGUAACUAGGAAACCAUUUGUGACCUUAGUUUUGUUAAAACUCUGAACUCUCCCCCAGUACCUGUGAAGUAGACAAUCAUUGGUGUAAUGUUCCUCACUGUAUGUGUUGCACUUCGGUGUUUUGUACAGACUAUCAUGCUCUCAGUCAGCUGUAUCUGUUAACAAAGCACACAUUCAGCGCAACACAUACUACAGGUACCCUGAUAGCAUUUCACUGUGGCUGUGUAGAGCAUAAAGCACAGGAAAGAUGGCUCACAGCCUACAUGGUAAUGUGUGUUAAUUGUUUAAUAGAGAGGUUUCCAGUAGACAUUUGAGGAAUGUAGAUAAACAUGACUGUAAUCUGUUCAAUAACUACUUCAUCUACCCUUAAAACCUGACAUAUUUGCUGAAGUAAUUUAUAUGUUUUGAGACUGUUCAGUCCAUGUUGGUAACCUCACAAGGAAAUAGUAGCAGCUCCAAGUCAGCUCUUGUUUCCAAAUUUAGACAUGUUUUAUUCCUCGACAAUCCAGUCCAAGGUGAUUUGAACCAUUUAAAGUUAAUUUUGCCCAUUGAGUUGUUAUGUCAUUGCCGUCGAUUAUUUCUGUACUUUAUCUUUUUUUUUUUCUUCUGAAGCUUCUUCUGAAGAUUGAGCUACCUAGGCAUCUGAGUUUGUACACAUGACCUCCAACAUGUAAAGGAUUUAUGUGUACUAAAAUAUAGCAGUGCAAAAACCACUUAUACACAAGACUGUGAAUCUUAAUCAAGUCUAGGUAUUUUUGUAUUUGGCAAAAAAAAAAAAACAUUAUUGUGCCUUUUUGUUUUAUUUUAUUCUAGAUCCUUUUUUAACACCAUACAAGUAAAUUUCCAUAGCCCAUUACAAAAGGUUUACAUAUUGACCAAGAGAGGCCUUGUCUUUGUAUUUUGUCUGAACAUUUUUGCACAGAUGUUUUGUAUUGCAAAAUCAUUUAUUAAAUGAUGUUGUUUGGUUAA
This is a messenger RNA of Thunnus maccoyii (southern bluefin tuna), 6484 nucleotides long. It is a transcript of the gene ror1, whose product is annotated as receptor tyrosine kinase-like orphan receptor 1. Lineage: Eukaryota; Metazoa; Chordata; Actinopteri; Scombriformes; Scombridae. Gene Ontology annotation, molecular function: ATP binding; protein binding; protein kinase activity. The transcript has 12 exons. Gene Ontology annotation, cellular component: signaling receptor complex. Gene Ontology annotation, biological process: positive regulation of canonical NF-kappaB signal transduction; protein phosphorylation; positive regulation of kinase activity. The coding region runs from base 589 to 3456 and encodes 955 amino acids. The record is from RefSeq and is a predicted model, not a curated record.